AUGGCCGCCCUCACACAAAACAUCUCGAUAGUCCCGGGAAUUGAACUUUCUCCUCAGGAAGCCAACAGAUAUAAGAACAUUUUUGCUGUCCAAGUUCCAAUGUGUGAAGUUUUUCGAGCCAUUCUAAAUUGGGAAUGCAGCGAAAAGCAGAAAGGGCAAACAUAUGCAGAUUACUUUGAACAAAAGAAGCAGCAAUAUGAAGAUCGCCAUGCUGCUUUGGUGACACAAGAGAACAAUAGAUUUAAAUUGCCAAAAAUUGGACUACCCACAAGUUCAAUUAAAAUGCUACAAGAAGAACCAUCAAGAUAUGAUGUGACUCUAAUGUUUUCUUAUUUGUUUGAGAUAUUCAAAUCAAAAGAAACAUACACAAACGCUGGCCAGGUUAGAAUUCCUAGUCAACUUGAGUGCCUCCUUAAAAAGGCCAAGGACAUGAGGAAUGACGUUAUGCAUGAAGUCGCUGCCGGUGCUGUCGACCCUAUGAAGUUUGAUGAAAUUGUCAAAGCCAUGCAUGAUGUGAUAGAUGAAGCUGGCAACGUGUACAACAUCCCUGCUGAUGAAGUAACGAGUUUUAAAGCUCAGAUAGAUGGCAUGUGGGAUGAAGUGCGCACUGAUAAUGAAAAAGCUAAGGCUUAUAGUUGCUUCUUCCUUCAAACUUUUGGAAACAAAGAAGCCAAAGUCAAGUGGGAAGAGGCGUUGUCCGAAGAAACUCUUCUCUUCGGCGAGGACAAGGUUGAACGCUCUAAAGUUUUCCAUUCCCUGGAACUGACGAUACAGAAACCUGGUCUACAAGCAGGCAGGAUCUCCUACAAAGAACUAUUCUCUGACACCGACAAAAAGUUUAUUUUAGUCAGUGGUGCGUCUGGAUCUGGAAAAUCUACUCUGGUGAAGAACUUGGUGAUACAGUUUCAUGGCAUAUCGGAUGCAAAUGUAGAGAUGAAAAAUUUACAUAAUUUCAAUUUGAUACUUAUAUAUGAGUGUAGGAACAGGUCCAUUGAACAAUUCAGCGUAGUAGUGCAACAGAAUUUUAAGAAUGUGUGUCUGAAACUCGGCCCAGAAACUGUUGUACAGGCAAUCACCCAUUCAAACCCUCUAAUUCUUGUUGAUGGCUACGAUGAAUGUCAUAAAGAUUCGUUUAAAGUUGUAGAUCAGUUGGUGGAUGAAAUGAAAUACCAUGAAUGCCGGGUGAUCAUAACUACCAGGUCAAGCCACGUUGAAGAGCUAAAGAACCAUUUGAAACAAAAACUAGUGACGUUUCAGGACUAUGAAAUUUCUGAAAUUUCUGACAUAAAAGACCAAAUGAGAUUUCUGGAAAAGUAUGAAAAGCAUGUCAAUCCGCAUGCUCAUGAAGUUGUAAAGACCUUCAGCUCCCUUGAACGGAAAAUCCAAGAACUUUUUGUAAAUCCCAUUUAUCUGGUACUCUUCUGCCACUUGGUCUGGAAUUUUCCUGAAAGGAUUAAUAAUUGGACAUCCCAUGCUGAGGUAGCACAUGACAUUUAUCGUCUGUACAAAAAAAUGAUUGAGUCGAAACUGGCUUCCUACCCCAUUGUCGACAAAGACGGUCUUGUCAACGAUUUCUUCUGGGACGUUGCUAAUUUUUCCUUGCAGACUAUUACUGAAAACCAAUUGGUUUUCACAGAAGACCAAGUUGGUGAGUUGAUGAGUAGUUUUAGGGAAACACUCGAGAAACAUGGAGCACGCGGUGAACUGGACCCAAAAGCUCUUGUGGGGGUCGUCUUGAAAAUUAAAAGGCAUCUGAAUGAUUUUGAUUCCUGUACGUACUUUUUUCAUCACAAAAGCAUCCAGGAACUGUUUGCCUCUAAGACUGUCAUCAAGGAACUCCGUAAGAAUAACUGCUUGCCAUACGACUUGCAGGGCGUAUCACGUGCGAGUCUAAAUUUGCAGGGUGUGCUGGCAUACGUUCUGAUUGAGUUGAGUGCUGUCGAGAACUCAAAUGUCUUCAAACGUAACUGGCAUCGCCUGAAGGACGCUGCAAAAGCGGCAGGAGCUGACAAGAUGUUCUGGCAGAAAGUGCUGCUCAACAGCCCCCACUCUCAGCUAGUUGCUGCUGAGACUGCCAGAGUCUACCUGGCCCAAAACACCACCUGGAACAUCGCAUCUGACCGCGAUGCAGACACCUUGGCGCUGCUCAUGCCCCACCAACAGCCCGAAUGGCUAGAUGUCAGCCGCCUGAACGACCCAGUUCCCAAGUCGUGGCGUCAAGUGGCCAGUGAAUUCAGAGGAAUUCUUGAGCUGCGACUCUUCAGUGAACAAAAUCCUUUGCGACCAUGCGACGACGUGGUUGAAGCAUUGGCCGCCUCAAGCUGCUCGUUGUCAAUAUUCACGGGUCGUGUCAGGAAUGCCGACAGCAUCCAAAAUCUGUCCAAAGUUGCGAGGCCGGGGACAGAGUUCAACAUUUACAUGGAGCCUCACUUGGACUUGACGCCACUACAACACAAGCACCGAGAGCUGUGGGUGAUUGUUGAACCUACAUUCAGGGAAAGCUUUGUUGCCCUGCCUGUGUCGGAGAAUAUCUGUCUGCGGGUGAAGCCUGUCGCUGAAAACCAGCAGGAGAGUUUGACUCGCACCAUACUUGGGCUGGCGCCUGCUGAUAACAGAUUGAGGUGGUUGGAGGUGCGUGACUGCGCGUUGACUGAAGCGCAGCUGCUGGAGACGCUGGCGAAGCUGCAGCGCGCUGGCCUCAGGACGCUCUUCCGCGACCAGCUCAUCCAUGGAGGACCCAGCCGAGUGCUGACUAUUCGAGAGAAAAACUUCGCGCUGAUUCUCACCGAUGAACCACCGCUGCUUCCCCAGGCUGAACCCACAAGGUCACCUGCCUUGCUCUCUGAGGCUCCCGCCGUCGGUGGAGAGAACCUCUGUCCGCUGGCCUCGUCAUGCGGGGACCUGGACGCCGUGUACAGGAGUCUAUACGCCCUCAACGUUGUGCUGCCGCACGCGCUACGCUUUGUCCUGAAGAAAAUUUGCGCGCAGAAACCUUCACAAGCUACGCACGUGAAGUAUUUUUUAUCAAAGUGCCUGCCGGGCUUACAAAAAUGGUUGUUUUUAAGAAUCAGAAAGUCGUCUGUGAGGGAAGCUCUGGAAAAACGAGAAUGCGAAAGUGCAGAUUUCAGUCCGUUUGAUUCUCUUCCUCUAAUCCAGCUGGUUUUUGAACUUUUUGAUAUCAGAUCUAGUGGAUUGGUUGAUACUCAAGAUGGAUUGAGAGAUUGCAAAAAAGCUAACACUCUCGUGCAAGAAGUUAAAACGAUCAGAGCUGAGGUUCAUUCGAAUAUGUGCACUGAUCCCUCCAGACUCGCGGGACUGCCCGAUAGGAUCACUGAGAUCGCAUACGAGCUGAUCAGCGAGGCCGCUGAGCUGCACCGCGUGCCGGACGCUGAGGCUGAGCGGGUGAAGGAAGCUUGCCAGGCGCUCUGUGAUAAAUACUCUGAUGUGCGCGUUGAUGAUGACGCUUUUGCUGCGUAUUACGUAGUGAAGGAAAACUGGGAGUGGAGAGCCCUUUCUUCUCUAAAAAAUGAAUUUGCUGUAAGGAAUGUCGUUCGUUGCACUUUGUAUUCAUGGGGUUUUACGCCAUGUAAUGAAUUUUGCGCUGGGUCUGAUACCGAUUUUAUCAAAUUACAGUUUUUUACAGCAAUUAACGGUAAAAUUCCGUGCAUCUUCAUCCACUUUGAGUGUUGUGACUCAGAGAGCACAAAUUUUUCUGACGUUGUCGAGCGAAACUUUCCUGCGUCUUGCAGCCAAAUUGGAGCUCAUAACGUUGAAUAUGUUUUAACGAAACUGAACCCUCUGAUUUUCUUCAGUAGCUACGACGAAGCCAACGCCACGUCCAACGUUGUUGUCGAAGAAACGAUCUACAAAUUCUGCAAAUAUCCAUUUGAGUUCGUAGUCACAACUCGGCCUAACUCAACAGCCUCACACAGCAAUUUAAUAAGAAUUCCCCGAUUAGGAGAUGGACAGCUACUACCUUUUGCUUUGAAAUAUUAUGAGAAGAAGUGGAGGAGAACGUUGUGAGUGCAGUUGCUUGCAGGCAAAUUUUCUUGCACUUAAUUAUCUUUUAUAUGCAGUUUCGUACAAUUCUGCUUCGUUAGCAUAGCCGGUGGUUUUCAUUUAUCGUAAUUGGUCACCAAUUUUAAAAAUUCAAUAAUUUUCAUACGAAUUUCGUUGAUAAAACACUGCUGAGGAUCAUUAUCCAUUAAGUGGAAUAUUAUAAAGUAUAAGACUAUAAUUCAGUACAUGAAAGUUGAACACGUGAUCAAACAUCACUAAGCAACAAUACUUAAAGUAUUUUAUAAAACUAUUCUGAAACAUCGGCCGCCGUUAUACCAAGGCAAAACAAUGACUAAUUUCUUUAAACAUUAACUCUUUUUAAUAUCCUUUUCAUAUUGUUUACACAAACGGCAUUGUUUAACGAUUCCGAACUUGAAACUUCAAAUAUAUACGCUAAUUUUUCCAUUCCAUGGCUUCAGAUCAUGAUUUUUUUAUCAUCUACUGUUGUACAAACCGAUUAGAAUUUCUGACAAGGGAUAUGAAAACUUUGUUCACUAAACAGGGAUUAUAUUAUAGUAAAUACCAGCUGUUCACAUGACCUACUGGCCGGUCGCCGUGCCCUGGAGCUGGUGCCAUCCUGAGCUAAGCUAAUGGCUUCUUUUGUUUUUUUUUUCAAUU
Messenger RNA from Hyalella azteca, 4677 nucleotides. RefSeq lists its product as uncharacterized. Bases 1 to 4023 code for a protein of 1340 amino acids. The record is from RefSeq and is a predicted model, not a curated record. The transcript is spliced from 8 exons. NCBI's taxonomy places the organism in Eukaryota, Metazoa, Arthropoda, Malacostraca, Amphipoda, Hyalellidae.